AUGUCUUCUAAAACUUUACUGAUCCGGCAUGUACCAAGUAAAUUUACUAGCAAUGAUUGUUCCGAUUUAUUUCAGCGGUUUGGUGCUAAGAAAGUUCGUUACAUGGGCAAGGAAGGUAAGAUGAAACACACAGCUUUUGCCUUGUUUGACAGUGAAAGUGAAGCAAAGAUUGCCAUGAACCACCUACACCAACUAAAACUUUUAGACAGAAGAUUGGUCGUUGAAUACUCUGAUAAGGAAUUCGUUGAAGACUUGAACUUGCCUGCACAAAAACUUCUUGAUGAAUUCAAAAGGAAUGACACCCAAGUUGUUGAACCCUCUUUGGGUCAACAAAUUGACUCUCAACUGGCCGAUUAUUUCAACUUCGAAUACCCAAUCAAUCCUAAUUUGAGAUAUUCGUAUCCUAAACCGACAGUUACAAUAUUAACUAACAUUGCAAAUGCGCUAGCAUCUGUUCCGAAAUUUUACACUCAAGUGUUACACCUGAUGAAUAAAAUGAACUUGCCGGCUCCGUUUGGUAAUUUGACUAUAACCCCUCCGAUUGUUGAUGAUUCCAAUGUCAGGUUAAAUGUUACUGAACGAUUAUCCGACGAAUCAGAGAUUGAUAGCGACAGUGAACUUACUUCAAAUUCAAGGUCGACUAAAAAAAGAAAAAGUUUGGCAGAACAAGAUGAUUUGACGCGCAAAAAGUUGAAACUUCAGCUUGCAAUGGAAGCCCAAAUGCAAACGUUAGGUACAAUUCAUGCAAAAACUGCAACAACGAAAGUUUCUACUGAAGAAGUAUUUGAAGAAACUGACAAAAUUAACAAGUCUAAAAAGAUAGGCUUCAAAAUAACAAACGAAGACGUCGGAAACGUAGCUUCCACUGCAAACAGUCAGUCUACUGAAACAGUCUUACCCACAACAGAAGGUUUCGGUAAAAUAGUGCCAACUGUUAACCAAGUUCCAAAAGUUAUUGAAGUGCAAGAUAUUGAAUGGGGUGUCGACGAUUUUAUACCAAAAGACGAAAUUAUGAAAAACCGAUUAGAGGAAAAUGAAUUCCACACAUUAAACGUUUUCAAAAAUUACAAUCCUGGUGAAAAAUCUUCUAGACUUUAUUUGAAAAACCUUGCAAAAUCGGUAACCGAACGAGACUUACAUUUGAUAUUUGGCGGUUUCGUGAACUGGUCGAGUCAGGAAGAGAGGAUAAUGUACGACAUUCGUUUGAUGAAGGAGGGAAGAAUGAAAGGACAGGCUUUUAUUACGUUCCCGUCUGAUUUUCAAGCUGAGCAAGCUCUCAAGUCCAUUAACGGCUACCGAAUUUUCGGUAAACCGGUGGCUAUUUAUUUUGCUCGUUCAGCUAAGCCGAAACACUGA
This is a messenger RNA of Helobdella robusta, 1356 nucleotides long. RefSeq lists its product as hypothetical. NCBI's taxonomy places the organism in Eukaryota, Metazoa, Annelida, Clitellata, Rhynchobdellida, Glossiphoniidae. Gene Ontology annotation, molecular function: protein binding; pre-mRNA intronic binding; U12 snRNA binding. Bases 1 to 1356 code for a protein of 451 amino acids. Gene Ontology annotation, cellular component: U12-type spliceosomal complex. Gene Ontology annotation, biological process: mRNA splicing, via spliceosome. The transcript has 2 exons. The record is from RefSeq and is a predicted model, not a curated record.